AUGAAAAACAGUAAAAAUGGCAUUCACCAAAAUGGAGUCCGCCGGGCCAAGGCGAACUCCCAUGGAUUCCAGCUCUUCAAUACUCGCCUGAAAUCCACUUCCUAUGCUGACGACAUCUCUGCGGCCGACUCCGACACUACCAGCCUUCAAUCGACUAUCGAUGGAAUGAAUUCGACAGCCUCAAUUCUUGGUCUCCGCUUCAAUGCCAAGAAGUGCUCUUCUCUCACCAUUACCAACGGGAGAGCCAGCACGUCCACUAAGCUCUCCAUCAACGGUGUCCAGAUUCGGGCACUGGAUGUAGGGGAGUAUGAAAAUUAUCUUGGCGUCCCUAUGGGAACUAAGCUCACCUUCAGACCAGCCACAGACCUCCGUGAGAAGCUAGUCAAGAUUGCGGACUCCUUGCUGGCUCCUUGGCAGAAGCUGGAGGUAUUUCGUGCGCACCUCCUGCCGUCUCUCUCGCAUCACCUGGCGACUGGCCGCGUACAGAGGGGCUUCCUUGACGAGCUGGACACUCGGUGUGCGGAAUUCCUCCGCCAAGUGGCAUACGUGCCACACACAGCCCACACUGCUUUCUUGUUUGCGGACCGGAGGGCUGGGGGGCUUGGCGCCUCUCAGCUUAAAAAAGACGCUGAUGUGUGGACGAUUGCCAGGGCCGUUCAACUGUUGGACAGCAAAGAUCAAGUUGUCCGUCUCGUUGCCAGAGCCCAACUUGAGAAAACCGUCUCCAGGGGUAUUGACCAAGCCACGGAUGUGCCGCUCCCCCUCUCCGAUUUCCUGUCUGGCUCAACACAGGGGGGCCUGUACGACACUCGGUUCUACGGGUGCGGUCCGAACACAUGGACUCGAACGCGAAAAGCAGCCAGGCGUCUUCACGCAAGGAUCGACGUAUCCAGCGAUAGUUCCCUUUCAAAAGUGAUCGCUGAUGACGUCUCCUGCCUGUCGAACAAGGCUGUCCGCGGAUUGAGGACGGUGAUCAGGGGCCGAUGGACAACCGAACUCUCCAACGCCUCAAACCAGGGAAGAGUGGCAAGAGGUCUCCUUUUGGACUCGUCGAGCGACAUCGCCAGGCUCACAUCAUCACGCACCAAACUCAACUUCGAAGAAUGGAAGCUGAUCCAUCGCAGCCGACUAUCCAUCCUACCUCUUUUCGGCACACCUGGAAUUUCGGCUCCUGACAAGAAGUGCCGAAGGUGCAGGACGGACGCCGAGACCACGUCUCACGUGACCAGCCAUUGCCGGGUCAACCUUCCGGAAAUCGGACGGCGACACGACGCAAUUCUGCUGGAACUGGCCAAAAUCAUCUGCAGGGCCGGUCACACGAUUCGUGUCAACCAGGUGUUCCCGGACACUACCCUCCGCCCAGAUAUCGUCAUCACCUCCGCAACACCGCAGCUCAUCAUCGACGUGACGAUACCUUUCGAUGCUCCGGAAUCCCUACAAGCUGGAUUCGACCGGAAAGUGGCCAAAUAUGGUCAUCUUGGACCGACGCUUCCGGUGGUGAUCGGCGCUUUGGGCUCCUGGAUGCCGUCCAACAACGCGGUGGCCAACUCCCUCAACAUACAACCUAAUGCGUGGCGCCGUUUCAGGCGGAAGAGUCGACUUGCAGCCAUCCAAGGGUCAAUGAGAGUGGUCUCUAACCACCUUCACGCAGCUGACAGGGAUGAAGGCCUACUGGGGCCCGCAUAA
Daphnia pulex (common water flea) is the source of this 1686-nucleotide messenger RNA. RefSeq lists its product as uncharacterized. Lineage: Eukaryota; Metazoa; Arthropoda; Branchiopoda; Diplostraca; Daphniidae. Bases 1 to 1686 code for a protein of 561 amino acids. The record is from RefSeq and is a predicted model, not a curated record. The transcript has a single exon.